Messenger RNA from Nanorana parkeri, 2124 nucleotides. It is a transcript of the gene MTM1, whose product is annotated as myotubularin 1. Gene Ontology annotation, biological process: dephosphorylation; negative regulation of autophagosome assembly; muscle cell cellular homeostasis. Gene Ontology annotation, cellular component: plasma membrane. The coding region runs from base 98 to 1900 and encodes 600 amino acids. Gene Ontology annotation, molecular function: phosphatidylinositol-3,5-bisphosphate 3-phosphatase activity. The transcript has 15 exons. Lineage: Eukaryota; Metazoa; Chordata; Amphibia; Anura; Dicroglossidae. The record is from RefSeq and is a predicted model, not a curated record.
GCCCCUCCCCUCUGGAUAGAGGUGAGCUGUGGCUUCAGAACUUCCUGUCAGGCUCGUCGGCCCCGGAGGCGGAUCUGCCCCGCACAGAUUCCCGAUCAUGGCCUCAUCCUCGGCUCCAAGGUUCACUUCAAACUCCUUGGAAACUGCUUCAGUCAGAAGGCCAACGAGAGAUGGUUUAAACCAAGAGUCCAGUGAUGAGAUCCCCCUUCUUCCUGGAGAGACGCAUGUGACAGAUAAAGAUGUCAUCUACAUGUGCCCAUUCAAUGGUCCAGUAAAAGGGAGGUUAUUUGUCACGAACUAUAAAUUGUUCUUCAAAGGUGAGGAGCCGGAGUCAUUAAUAGUAUUUGAAGUACCGCUUGGUGUCAUAGCAAGGAUUGAGAAGAUGGGCGGUGCCACAAGCAGAGGAGAAAAUUCUUAUGGUCUGGAUAUAACCUGCAAAGACAUGAGGAACCUGCGUUUUGCACUGAAACAGGAAACGCAUAGCAGAAAACAGAUAUUUGAGGAUCUAACGAGACACGCCUUUCCCACAUCACAUGGCAUGUUGGUUUUUGCCUUUGUAAAUGAAGAGAGAUUUCCCACCAAUGGAUGGAGUGUGUAUGAUCCUAUUACGGAGUUCCAGAGACAGGGCUUGCCAAAUAAUAACUGGAGAUUAGCCUUCAUUAAUGACAAUUUUGAAUUCUGUGAUACCUACCCUCGAUAUUUGAUGGUCCCAUUUCAUGCCACAGACGACGAUCUCAAAAAGGUUGCCACAUUCCGGUCAAGGAACAGGAUUCCGGUUUUGUCCUGGGUACAUCCAGAAAACCAGUCUGUCAUCAUGAGAUGUAGCCAGCCGCUUGUGGGCAUGAGUGGCAAACGGAAUAAAGAUGAUGAGCGGUACUUGGAAAUUAUUAAAGAGGCAAAUGGCCAGCCAUCCAAACUGACAAUCUAUGAUGCCAGGCCAAAUGUUAAUGCUGUGGCCAACAAGGCCACAGGUGGAGGUUAUGAGAGUGAAGACGCUUACCCCUUUGCAGAACUAGUGUUCUUGGACAUACACAACAUUCAUGUGAUGAGGGAAUCUCUGAAGAAACUGAAAGAUAUUGUCUUUCCACAAGUAGAAGAGUCUCACUGGCUGUCAAGCUUGGAGUCCACACACUGGCUGGAGCAUAUUAAGUUGGUUUUAACAGGAGCCAUUCAGGUGGCAGAUAAAGUAGCUUCUGGAAAGAGCUCGGUGGUUGUGCAUUGCAGCGAUGGCUGGGACAGGACAGCCCAGCUCACCUCUCUGGCCAUGCUGAUGCUGGACAGCUACUACAGGACCAUCACUGGCUUUGAAGUGUUAAUACAAAAGGAGUGGAUUAGCUUUGGACACAAGUUUGGAUCAAGAAUUGGACAUGGUGAUAAGAACCAUGCUGAUGCUGACAGAUCCCCGAUCUUCCUCCAGUUUAUUGACUGUGUGUGGCAGAUGUCAAAGCAGUUUCCAACAGCGUUUGAGUUCAAUGAACACUUUUUGAUUACAAUCCUGGAUCACCUUUACAGUUGCAGAUUUGGAUCAUUCUUGUUGAGCUCUGAGUUUGCCCGGGAAAAAGAGAAAGUAAGAGAAAAAACACAAUCUGUAUGGUCUUGGAUAAACAGUGAGAAGUCCAAAUAUAUCAACCCCUUCUACACAAAGGAGUUGAAUCGGGUGCUGUAUCCUGUGGCCAGCAUGCGCCACCUGGAGCUGUGGGUCAAUUACUACAUCAGGUGGAACACAAGGAUAAGACAACAGCAGCCAAACCCUGUAGAGCAGCGUUACAUGGAGCUGUUGGCAAUACGUGACGACUAUGUCAGGAAACUUGAAGAACUUCAAAUCUCCAACUCACCAAAAAUGAACAAUUCUUCCACCUCGCCGCCCUCACCGUCACGAAUAAUGCAAACUCCUUUUUGAGUGAAGCGAACUUUGUAUGAAGUAUGGAUACCGGCUGUGCUAUUUUUCAGAAGGCCAUUUUGAAUGAUGCCUUAUUUGAAGGAAGGUGGAAUCUUCGCGGUUGAACAAAAAUGUGCCUUUUUUAAGAUCUUGAAAUAGUCUCCUUUUUAUAUGUUGCACUGGUAUGUAGAGCUUGUUAUACAAUAUGUAGACAUGAUUACUUGGGAUAGCUGUGAACCAGAUCA